CCAAGGACGGCAAAGGAUAGCCAAAGAACACCAAAUGACGGUUAGGUACAUCUAAGGACGGCCAAGGACACCUAAGGACGGCACUGUAAACCUAGGGACGGUCAGGUACACCUAAGGACGGCCAAGGGAACCUAAGGCCAAUCAAGUACAUCUAAGAACGGCCAGGGACACUCGACACCAUAGGACGCCUUCUAAGGUUGCCGGGGUGCAGUUCACUUAUAUUGUAUCUUGAACACACUUUACCGAUCAUGUGUGAAGUACCUACCCGCGCAUUUUUUGCAACCGCAGACCCAAAUGAUCGACGUCACUUCAAGAUGGCGGUUCGCAGAGCUGUUUUACGAUAUUUCACACAUUUCGGGAUAUUGUCAGGAAAUCCAAGCGUAAUACCUCUACAAACUUCGACAUGCUCCAUCCUCACCCAUGGAUACAGGACAAGAUCAGCUGAUUUUUUGUAUUAUUACCGGUGUUUGUUGGCAGGGGUAAAACAUCGUAGUUCAAGCACAUGUACAGCGAAAAAUGGUCAUUUACAAGAACCUUCUUCAAAAGACUCACCGAACUUCGCGCGAUUGCGAUACCUGUGCGAAAACCGGGACCUCGAUGCAGCACGGGAGCUACUAGAUGGCAUACUAUCUGACGACACACUUUACGUUACUAGCGCGUUUAACUGUUUACUACACCAUGCUGUAGAAUUUCAAGAUCACAAAACCGUAGAAUAUGUUCUUGGUAAAAUGAGCCUGCAUAGUAUUAAAAAAGACGGUGCCACAUAUUACAUGUUGGCGCAAUAUUUCACAGCCCAUGGCCUGCUUUGGCAGGGGCUUCAAUCAUUGCGGGAAAUGCAAGCAGAAGGUUUACAGACGCAUGCACGGAACUACCAUCCUUUAAUCCUAUCUGCUGUCCAACAACAAAGCCUCCAGGUAGCAUUUAAACUGUGCAACGAGAUGCGUGAUAUAGAGAGGAGACCAAGCUACCGUUGUUAUACAGCCUUGAUUGACGGCGUUACGAGGAACAAUGGUUCAAUGGCGUGGAGGAAUGAGGUUUACCGGUUACUAGAACGCUUUAGAACAGAUCGCGAAAAAUUGGAUCCUGAGAUGUUAAGUGCUUUGCAAAAUUGGUUUAGCAGCCAAUCAGAUGAAAAGUGGAAAGCAGAAUGGUCACAAAUCAGUGAUAGUGGAUUAUGUCAAUCAUGCAAUGAACCACUUGAAACUGGACAGCUUUCUGGCAAUGAAUACUUGGCACUAAAAACCCAUUUACUGCACCAACUCUGGCAUGUCAUCUCACAACUUCCUCAUCAGACAAUGAAGUGUUUCACCCCUUUGGGUAAUUUCACUGAUAAUCUAACUCAUCAGAGUGUGGACUCAGUACCAAAGAGUCUAGAUACGUUUAUAGGACAGACAGGCCCCUAUGAUGUGGUGGUGGAUGCAUUGAAUGUUGGGUAUCAAUUUGGUAAAAACAAUUUCCUUGCACAAAUGGUCCAUGAAAUUUGUUCUCUGUUUCUGGAAGAAGGCAAAAGGGUCCUCGUGAUUGGUGCAGCACCAAUUCGAUUCAAUGCACCAAAGAGCAAGGGAGACAUCAGCAGGCUUGUCAAGUUCCUGUCCAAGCACUGCGGCCUGUUUCUCUUGCGGGAUACAAGUGCUGUCAAGAAGAGGCGCAAAUCUGGUAUACCAGAUGACAUGUACAUGCUCCUUGCGGCAAUGCAUUGUGGGAUUGACACCCUACUAGUCUCUAAUGACAUGUUUCAUGAUCACAUGCACAGUCUCCCAGUAGAGAUCCGCUCACUCUUCAGCCGAUGGCUGCGCUGCCGUCAGGUGAUAGUGUCUGCAACAAAAGGAGUGAAGCCUACUUAUAAGAGACAUCCUGCCUAUGAUCAUGUGAUUCAGAGGGCAGCAGAUUCUUGGCAUUUCCCAUCUAAUGCUGAUGAUUCCUGGCUGUGUGUUCACAAAAGCUGACGUGAUGGAGGAUUUAUACCACCUAAACACUACAAAGGCUGUGUUCAUAAAAGCUGAUAUGUGACUUAUGAUUCAGAUGAGCUAUACCACCUAAACACUACAGAGGCUGUGUGUUUAUAAAAGGUUGAUUGGUAUAACCUUUGAACUGGUAUAACCUGUGACCUGGUAUAACCAUGUGACCUGGUAUAACCAUGUGACCUGGUAUAACCAUGUUGUUUAACCAUGUGACCUGGUCAAUAGUGGACCCUGGAACUAUGCCUGGUCAUGUGACCUGUUUCGUCAUGUGACCUGAACGAUCAUGUUAUGAUGCAGACAGCUGCCCUAGUACCAAGUAUCCCUGGUCAUGUGACUUGUUUAGUUAUGUGACCUGUAUGAUCAUGUGACCUGUAGGUCAUGUGACUUAGAGAGCAAGGGGCCCUAUGACCAAGUAUACCAGGUCAUGUGACUUCUUUGAUCGAAUAACAUUGCAAGCAAUGUUUUUACACAUGGAUAUCCAAACAUCUAGAGUUGAGUGAAUAUUAAAAUUAUUUUAAUUAUUAUAAAUAGAUGAAGGUUCAACCAAAUAAAAGUAAGUUUUUUUUC
This is a messenger RNA of Nematostella vectensis (starlet sea anemone), 2528 nucleotides long. Its product is annotated as mitochondrial ribonuclease P catalytic subunit. Gene Ontology annotation, biological process: mitochondrial tRNA 5'-end processing; tRNA 5'-leader removal. NCBI's taxonomy places the organism in Eukaryota, Metazoa, Cnidaria, Anthozoa, Actiniaria, Edwardsiidae. Gene Ontology annotation, molecular function: ribonuclease P activity; protein binding. Gene Ontology annotation, cellular component: mitochondrial ribonuclease P complex. Bases 249 to 1946 code for a protein of 565 amino acids. The record is from RefSeq and is a predicted model, not a curated record. The transcript is spliced from 7 exons.